AUGCAAAAUAAGAAAAUUGGGUACAAGGAAAAUGAGAAUGCAGAAGUACAAGUAAUAAAACUAGGAAAUACUGUACCUGAAGAGCAUAUUGAACCUCUUUGGAGCUCUGUUCAAGUACAUGACGAUGAUGAAUAUGAUGACAGUGAAUUGUGUUGGAGAUGCAAUGAUAAGAAUGUUAGUGAUCGAUGUUGGAAAUGCGUGCAGACAGAUGGAUUCAUGACAAUAUCAAAAAAUUACGUCGAGGAACAACGGAAUCUGUCAAUAGCUUCUACAAGUAAACAACUUCCGAGGCUUGCGCAACUUGAGCUAGAUCAAAAGUCUACAAAACAUUUGAGGUUGUGCACUUUUCGCGGUGACAAUACUUACCUCAGCAAUGAUGCUGAUAUUAUCACUAGUGGUAAAAUUGAGGAAUCUAGCUCAGCAUUACACAGUCACUGUUUUUUUUCUUCACUACGUACUUCACAAGGAUUAUUUGCUCAAAAUGACCAAUUAUCAGUUCGUGAUUCCAUUUUAAUCUUAUCUAAUGCCAUUACCGCCUAUUCCAGCCUUCAAAUCACUGCCAAGAAACUUGCUUUAUUAUCCUUGUCAUCAAUGUCAUUAUCUGUACCAAGUUCCUCUAUACCUAUUUUACUCACAAUACCACCUGCACCUCCACCGACAACAUUACCAUCUACUUUGUUAACGCACUCCUUACCACACACGAAACGUGGAACGAUUUGUCAUCGAGAAUUAUUAUCGGUGUACUGUACUAACAAUCUUGUCCUCAACUGCUUUUCGAAAUAUUCUAUAUUUCAUCUGGAUAAUCUUUCUAACAGCCUAAAUUGUGCUCUAAAGCAAUCAUGUCGUGAAUAUUUAAAAAUAUUCAAAUGCCUAAUUCUGCUAUUAAUAAUAUUUAUGGAAGGAUCAAAUGCUAUCUUGCUUUCCGGCGCACCUGACUCUUACGCUCGAUAUCCCAAAUGGGUUCAUACUUUUGAAAAUCAGUUAUCAUUGGAUUUCCGAACAAAGCAAAAUAAUGCAUUAUUGCUAUAUACUGACGAUGGCGGCGUUCACGGAAAUUUUUAUGCGUUAACAAUAGCUGGAGGAAAAUUGCAGUUAGACUUUAGGUUAAAAAAUAAUUCAUAAUU
This is a messenger RNA of Thelazia callipaeda (thelaziosis nematode), 1124 nucleotides long. Lineage: Eukaryota; Metazoa; Nematoda; Chromadorea; Rhabditida; Thelaziidae. The record is from the annotation of a GenBank genome assembly.